UGCUUCUUCCUUUGCCGUAUAUUUCAUCUUCUAAAUCAUCUCCCCAGACACGGAGCAAAGGUGGAUUCGGCCUCGCCAUUAUCUUCGCCACCUCCACCAAAUUCCCCGCCGCAAACCGGGCCCGCCCCGUUGGCCUAAAAACAGAGACAGUCCAAGCUAGUGAAGAAGACUCCAAGUGGCGUUGACUUCACACCGUCGUCCACUUUUCGUGUUUCACAUUUCUAGCUUUGGCUUGAUGUUACAUCAAUUUGGUUCCCAAAUUAAGUCCCCUAAUCAUAAAGUGGGACGGAAGAGAUUUCCCAAAGCAUCAUCAAUCAUGGCAUCUCGAGUGAUAAUCGCCACAACAAUUCUUCUCUGCUUUCUUCUUCACCUCCUUCCCCACUUCCCAGUACACGCCACCACAAUCUCCGGCAGCAACAGCAGCAGCAGCAACGACGCCGGCCACCGUGACAUCGACUGCCUGAAAUCAAUCAAGUCAUCGAUCGCCCUCGACCCACUUGGCCGCCUGACGUCAUGGGACUUCGCCAACGACACCAACGCCGGACUCUGCAAAUUCCCAGGAAUCGACUGCUGGCACGCGAGCGACAACAAGGUCCUCGGCAUCCAUCUCCCCAACUUGGGUCUCGCCGGAGAAUUCCCACGAGGGAUUGAGAACUGCGAUUCCAUCACCAGCUUGAACCUCUCCGGAAACCAACUCUCCGGCCAAAUCCCAUCUGACAUCGCCACAAUGCUCCCCUUUUUAACCAUCCUCGACCUCUCCAACAACAACCUCUCCGGUGAAAUCCCGGCGAGCUUGUUCAAUUGCUCCUACCUGAACGUUGUGAGGCUUGAUAAGAACCGGCUGACGGGCCGGAUCCCUGAUGGGAUUCAUCAGCUUGACAGGCUGAGGAACUUCAGCGUGUCGCAUAAUUUGUUGUCGGGGCGCAUCCCUGCUUUCGAGAGAAUGCAGGGGAUUUGGGCUGCGGGAAGCUUUGUCAACAAUUCAGGGCUCUGUGGUGUUCCUCUGGAUCCUUGUUCACCUUCUCCUGGCCCAACCAAAGCUUCCCAGUUUCUCGGUUUCUUUAGAAAUGGCUUCAUCGUUGGCUUCGCGGCGGUUGAGCUGUCUGUUUUGAUCUAUGUCUACUGGUUUUACAUCCGUAAUUCCAGAGGGAAGAACAAGGUCGGAGUUGGGAUUUGCAGGCCCGUAGCCGAUUAUGGUCGCGGCAGGAAUGUAAAGAUCUCCGUCCUGGAAACCCUGGUGACGAGGAUGAGCUUCAAGGAACUCUGUGCAGCAACCUCCAAUUUCAGCGCAGAAAACAUCAUUGGCAGUGGAACCACCGGAAUCAUCUACAGGGCAAUGCUUGCCAAUGGCUGGUUCCUAGCAGUCAAGCGCCUCCACCAUCCAACAGUAGAACAACACUUCAACAACCCCCAUUACUUCAUCUCGGAGGUCAUGACUUUAGGGAGAUGGAGGCACCAGAACCUGCUACCGAUCCUCGGAUUCUGCAUCCACAACAGCGAGAAGCUACUUGUGUACAAGUACAUGUGCAAUGGCACCCUCCGCGACUGGCUUCUCGGUGGCAACGAUCGCGAUUUGAAGUGCCUCGACUGGCCCGUGCGGUUCAAAAUUGCAGUCGGGCUAGCCAGGGGAUUGGCCUGGCUGCACCACUGCUGCAGCGUUCAGAUAUUCCACCUAGAUCUCACUUCCAGGUGCGUGUUGCUGGACCAAGGGUUCGAGCCGAAGCUGUCGAAUUUCGGGCGCGCCAUGUUCGUGAACCCGAACGAUCACGACGAUCGGUCGGGGAAUUUGGUGCUUGGUAAGGGGUUUUUGGAGCUGGGUUUCGCGAAGAAAGAUGUUCACAGCUUUGGGGUUGUGGUGUUGGAGCUGAUUGGUGGUAGAGAAGUAAGUGUUGGCGAGAGCUUUGGAGACCAAAUUGAUGAAUGUGUGGCUGGGAAAGGUUACGACGGGGAGAUUGUUCAGGUGAUGAGAGUUGCAAAGGAUUGUGUUCAGCCGAUGGUCGAUAAAAGGCCGACGAUGCUUCAAGUGGUUCAGAGGCUAACCCAAAUUGAACAAGGGUGUUGCGGUUGCGGUACUGAUGUGCAAGGUUAUGAACCGGUUGUGGUUCCCUCAGUGGUGAUUGAAAUGGGCCAAGCCAUUGGGUCUAAAUAUAGGUAAAGUAGUAUGUAGAUUUGAAGUAAAUACUAUGACCUUAACCAACUUUUUGAGAGUACUAAUUUGUCCUAAUAUCAAAAUGUUAGAUUCAAGUGAAAUUGAAUACAUCCUCGAUUGGAAUGUGUAAUGCCCCAUCCGAAAUCUUUAUGGUUAAAGUUAUGUUCAUUCAUGCAGAUGCAACAAACUCUAUUGAUGUUAAAGUUCACAUUGAAUGAAGUUAAAUUACCGUUAAAAGUUGAAGAGGAGAACUUCACCAUAAUAUGGUGUAAAAUCCAACAUCUUGAGAUUUCCAAAAUAUUAUCUUAUUAUUAGAUCAUCCAAAAUUACACAACUAAACAUUAGGCGAUUUGGACAUUACUAUAAUACUAAUGGUCUAAUAGUUCAAAUUUUAAAAUCACUGAUAAUCAUGGAAACAUCAAGUAUCAAUAGAUUAAUAUACGAGAUUCAAACUCACAAUCCGCUUAUUAAAAGUGAGAUGCCUUUUUCAUUAGGCCACCGACGGUUUUACAUCAUUGAUAGCUACAUAAAAAUUAUGACUAAGUUAUCCAAGUAAUGUGUCAAAAAAAAAAAACUAACACUAAAUUGAUUUAAUCCAAAGUUGCAUUUAGUACUUCCAGACUCUAGUACGCACCGGUGAAUAAAGGAAAUGCUAGUGGCACUUCCUCCCAUCGCUUCCUCUCAUCACCUAGGCUUUCAUGGUUAUCCCUGUACCUGGGACAUCGUAGGAAAACAGAGAGGUUUGUAGAAGAAAGACGGGAUCGUUUUGUGGCAACAGAUGAAUGGCAAGAACUUUUCCCGAGGUUCGUGUGAUCCACUUUGAUCAAGAACGGUCAUAUCAUCGGCCACUAAUAUGUGACCCUCAGGUAUAAGCUAGCAUUGAUGUUAAAUGGGGUUGACACUUUAAAUUCAAACCGCAGUGGACUCGAUAUGACAGCUGUAGAAAAACCAUUCAACAGGUCUGGUCGGUCUGGGUCUCGGGGAUCAUAGUAGGACGAUGGAAAAGCUGGAUGAAUGUGGUGUGAAGCUUGAUCAAUGGAGCAAGGAGGCCUUCCCAAACUUUCGUAUCCAGCGAGCAAAGAUUAAGAAGGCACUUUGAUGACUCGAUAUUUACACAUGUUUUUGUCCACCAUUCUUAUACUGUUUGAGGCUCGGAUCUCGAGUUUUAAGUCGAUUUUGCGUUAGGUCGUUCUUGUUUAUGACAUUUCAUGUCCUAAUGCGUGAAUGAAGAUUUGAGCAUGAGUUCGGGGUCGAUUGGAUGAAGACGGGACGAGCGAUGGAGAGCAGAUGAGUUGCACGGCUAGUCCGGGAAGACACACGGCCGUGCAAGCAAAGAUGCGCGAACAGGCCGUGCACGACUUAAUUUCUGGCCGUGAUGAAUUCUGCGAGGAGCUGCACCGCCAGGAUUGCACGGGUCGUGCAAUGGUCGUGCACUCCCCUCGCGGAACUAAUUCAAACGCUGUGUUUUGGUUGCAUGGGCAGCCAAGGAUGUUGCACGGCCGUGCGGCCUGACCCUAUAAUCGCGGGCAACUGCAUUUUAACCCAAUUUCGGGUUUUGGAGAGAGGGAGCUGGGUUUUGGAUCCCAAACACCCAAGGGACGAACCCUAGAGAGAGAGAGAGCAACUAGGGAUCAUUUUUGGAGCUAUUUUGGAGGAUUUCUUCACCAUUGAAGCUCGGGAAUCAAGUUUGGAGAUGGAGAUUGAAAAUCUAGAUAAGAUUUCAGCAUUCUCUCUCUUCUCUAUGGAGUAACUUCCUUUCACUUAGGUUUUGAGGAACCCUAGCCAGGUUUGUUAGAUUGGAUGAUUGUAUGAGUACUCUUACUUGAUAAUCUUGAUUUCAUAUUCAAUCUAUGCAUGUUUUCAUGAUUCAAUUCUGCUUUAGUCGAGAUUAUUGAUUCUGCUUUGAUCAUAUGAGAGCGAAUACCUGAUUAGGUCAAUAGAGCAACAUAGAUUGA
Messenger RNA from Linum trigynum, 4104 nucleotides. Lineage: Eukaryota; Viridiplantae; Streptophyta; Magnoliopsida; Malpighiales; Linaceae. The record is from the annotation of a GenBank genome assembly.